Molecule: messenger RNA, 807 nt
Organism: Mesocestoides corti
Lineage: Eukaryota; Metazoa; Platyhelminthes; Cestoda; Cyclophyllidea; Mesocestoididae
Source: the annotation of a GenBank genome assembly
AUGGCUGAAGACAAGGUACUUCGAGUUGCUCUUUGCCAAAUGAAGGUCGGUUCCCACAAACAAACCAACCACAAGACCGCUGUCGGUCUUAUCGAAGAGGCUAUUAAGGAGCACGGAGCCGAGUUGGUUAUUCUUCCCGAGUGUUUCAACUCUCCCUACGGCACGCAGUACUUUCCAGAAUAUGCCGAGAAGAUUCCUGAGGGGAGAACCUGCGAGUUAAUGGGCGCUACUGCCAAACGCCACGGAAUUUGGCUAAUCGCUGGUUCCAUCCCUGAAAAGGCAGCUGAUGGAAAGCUCUACAACACCUCCGUGACUUUCAAUCCCCAAGGCGAGAUUGUUGGUACCUACCGCAAACUUCACCUCUUUGAUAUCAACAUUCCGGGCAAAAUUACUUUCAAGGAGUCUGAGACUCUCUCUCCGGGGUCGAACUUUUUGGCUUUCCAGGUGACGAAUAAGGCCGGAGAUCCGUUCACUGUGGGCAUUGGCAUCUGCUACGACGUUCGUUUCUCCGAAUUGGCAUUAGUGUACUCCCGGCAAAUGAACGCAGAUCUUAUCGUCUAUCCGGGGGCUUUUAACACCACUACGGGACCCCUUCAUUGGGAGUUGUUGGCGCGUGGUCGUGCCUUGGACAAUCAGUGCUACGUGGCCAUGUGUUCGCCAGCUCAGGACUUGGGUGCCUCCUACGUGAGUCACGCCGAAUCCCUCGUCGUUUCGCCUUGGGCAGCGGUUCUGGCGAAUGCCGGCAAAAAUGUGAGUUUGCUGUGUGAUUGGCUGAGUCCAAUGUCAAAUUCUCGGUCGGAAUUCUAA